Molecule: messenger RNA, 1940 nt
Organism: Humulus lupulus (European hop)
Lineage: Eukaryota; Viridiplantae; Streptophyta; Magnoliopsida; Rosales; Cannabaceae
Exons: 15
Coding region: 341-1486 (381 amino acids)
Source: RefSeq, a predicted model, not a curated record
CGAUCGGGGGAUUCAUAUUUAAAACCCAACAUUCUCUUCCUUUCUCUCUCCACCAACACAACACUCCUUUCUCUCUCUUAACUCUGAAUUCAUUCCAUACAUUUGAUCGGAGAAAAGGCUCGGAACCUCUUCCAAAAACCCUACCUACACUGAUCUUCAUUCCAAUUUUAAAUUGAGAAACAAAGGGAUAUUACUUUAAAUUGAAGAACAAAGGGAUAUUACUUUGUAGGGAUUACAAUUUUUUUUAAUGGAGCUGGAGAAUGCAACAUUAACUUAUUAAUUGUCUCAAGGAAUAUACGUUAGUGUUGCCUAUUGGAUUGAUUUUUAAGGCCACACAAAUAUGGCAAACUCACACCGCAGUGGAAUGUUUAAAAGAUCAAGUGAUGGUGCAAGAGUUGUUAUUGGUACUAUCAUGGGAGUUGUCUUUGGAUUUUUUAUCGGCAUGUCCUUUCCAUCUGUUUCUCUAAAUAAGAUUAACUUACCUUCGAGCCUUAUAUCAUCUCUUGAUGUAGCCAUCACUGAUAUACAUGGAUCCACCACAAGCAGAAGUCUUGAAGACAAUGAACCAAGCAAUGUUCCUAGGAUAUAUGUUUCAACGAAUCCUCGUGGUGCUGAAUUACUUCCUCCAGGGAUUAUUGUGUCAGAAUCAGAUUUAUAUCUUCGUAGACUGUGGGGCGAACCCAGCGAGGAUCUCAAGAAAAAGCCAAAGUAUUUGAUGACUUUCACAGUCGGCCUUGACCAGAAAAACAAUAUUGAUGCAGCAGUUAAGAAGCUUUCUGAGGAUUUUAUGAUUAUGCUUUUUCACUAUGAUGACCGGGUUACUGAAUGGGAUGAAUUUGAAUGGUCGAAGAAUGCAAUUCAUGUUAGUGUCAGAAAGCAAACAAAAUGGUGGUAUGCAAAAAGGUUUUUGCAUCCUGAUAUCGUAGCAGCUUAUGAAUAUAUUUUUAUAUGGGAUGAAGAUCUGGGAGUAGAGCACUUUAAUGGAAACAAGUACAUUGAGCUGGUUAAGAAACAUGGUUUGGAGAUCUCUCAACCUGGUCUUGAGCCCAACAAUGGACUGACAUGGGAGAUGACAAAGAGGAGAGGAGACCAAGAAGUUCACAAGGAUGCAAUAGAGAGACCGGGCUGGUGUAAUGAUCCUCGUCAGCCUCCUUGUGCAGCGUUUGUGGAAAUUAUGGCUCCUGUCUUUUCUCGGAAAGCUUGGCGGUGUGUAUGGCACAUGAUUCAGAAUGAUUUGGUACAUGGAUGGGGGUUGGAUUUUGCUCUCAGAAGAUGUGUAGAGCCUGCAUAUGAAAAAAUUGGCGUGGUUGAUUCACAGUGGAUUGAACAUCAAGUAAUACCUUCUCUUGGGAACCAGGGCAAGGCUGAGGAUGGCAAAGCUCCAUGGGAAGGGGUUAGAGCAAGGUGCAGAAACGAGUGGACUGAGUUUCAGUCUCGUCUCAACAAGGCUGAUGAGGAAUAUCUUGCUCAUGUUGGGAAGGAGUAAAAAGUUUGAAGUUCCAUCUCUAACUAUCCCCUUUGUACAGGUUUCUUUUGGCCUCGAGGGGUGUUUUAUGAUCCCAAUUCAAUUCUUUCUUUCUUUUAUUUAUUUCUUUAGUUCUUCCUUGGCUCGAGGUUUUAAGCUCGAUUUUACAUAGUGUAUCUUACAGAAAUUGUAUUUAUUAGUAGAAGAAAGUUUUACAUUUUCCAUACCCGAUUUGCACAAGGCCAAUGCUCAAUCUUCUUGCCACUAUUUUAGUGGUGUUAUGGAGGGCUUACAAUACAAGACAGAAUUAAGUGGUGUUUGUUUGAGUAUGAUUGUGAAUAUAGAAUAGUAACACAAUAAAUAGAAGUUAGAACCAAAGUGAAGCAAACCAGAACCAAGAAUGCCAAUUGCCAAGUGAGGAUUUAGCCAUGUAAACUCUCUAUAUUGUACUCUCUUUUACACUUUCUUUUCCUAA